Messenger RNA from Cuscuta campestris, 488 nucleotides. The record is from the annotation of a GenBank genome assembly. NCBI's taxonomy places the organism in Eukaryota, Viridiplantae, Streptophyta, Magnoliopsida, Solanales, Convolvulaceae.
CGAAAAUGUGAUAAACUCGUGUUUCAACACGGACGCCUCGUCUACCGCCCACGAUCACCUCCCCAAGUACCCAUUCUUGGUGAUGGACAUCCUUGAACGGUUCAAGGUUACCACCACCAUUGGCCCGCUCACCAAGGCCACGAAGCUUUGGACGAUCAGUGCCCAAACCUUCACGAAGCGGUCGGACAACGCCGCACCUGCCACUGCCGCACCAUGCCGCACUGCCGAUGGCCUAGCCGAACCCCAGGCCCGGGCCAACCUUGCCUCCAUCACCGACUCCCUCAACCGGCUGAACUUCAAAGUCGAUGGGGUGGACGGGUACCUUGAAUGGCUCGACGAGGCUGUUCAAAGCCAAGGCUCCCCGGACGAGGAUGAGUUCGACGAUGCCAUUGAUGUUGAUGAGAUGGACGUCGAUGACGACGAGGAGGAAACUGAAGAUGAAGACUAGGCCGCCCCUAGAUAAGGGGGAAGAAAAGGGCUAUGCAUAU